UUUCAGGAGAAAGAUCAAUGAGAAGGACAAGAUGACACGUAAGUGUUGUUACUGCAAGGCGGGAAUGCCCGAAGUAACUGUAAGCAGUGAAGGUGAUUCAAAAUGUGAAAAGUGUAAGAAGAACGAAGAGAAAUAUAAAACAAAGCCAACGAUAUGUAUGUACUGCCAGCUACAAGCUGCUUUUGUUGCUAACAAAUGUGUUUGGUGUUGUCAUGCUGAGAGGAAGUAUGGAUUACCAGUGCAAUGUUCUCAGUGCCUUCAGAAAUCUGCCUUUGUUAGAGAGCCCUCGGAGAAGGAUAAACCGCUGUAUUGCCGUUUAUGUACAAUGUCUAGAAAGGCAAUGUUUGGAGAAGCUGCAACAUAUAGCAAUAUAUCGAAGUCAAAAAGUAGCAGUCAUUCGAAGCGGAAAAGAAAUUCUUCUGAAAACAGAGGUGGAAAAAUAUCGAGGCGAAAUGCGAUGACGGAGACAACGUUAGACAGUGCUCAUUCGGAACACAUUUUUGUCAUUCAACAGUAUAAGGAUGAAAUUUUAGAACUGCAAAAGAAAUGCUUCGAAAAAGACAGAGUUAUACUGGAAAGGGAUAAGAAGAUUGCAGAAUUGAAUGCUGAAGUAAUUAUGCAAGAGCAACAAGGACGAAUGAAAAUAACCAUGAUGCAAAAGCAGCAUGCCGAGUCGUUGCAGUCACUACAUGAUCAGAUACGGACUUUAAACAAACAAGUACGGCAGUUACAGAAAGGAUUUUGACCGAGCAUCUGUUUGUGUGAUCUCUUUUUUACUCUUCCUAACAAUGUUAGUACUUUUUUGUCAUCAUUCAUAGUAGUGUAAAUAAGUAGUGUAAAUAAGUAGUGAAGCUUUCGACACCAGAAUCACAGCACUUACCUCAGCAAAUGAAAUCCUU
This is a messenger RNA of Loa loa (African eye worm), 899 nucleotides long. RefSeq lists its product as hypothetical. Bases 32 to 745 code for a protein of 237 amino acids. NCBI's taxonomy places the organism in Eukaryota, Metazoa, Nematoda, Chromadorea, Rhabditida, Onchocercidae. The record is from RefSeq and is a predicted model, not a curated record. The transcript is spliced from 7 exons.